AUGUCGGCGCAGCGCGAAUCCCUGCGAGGUUGGAGUUUGGGUUCUUCGGCGGCGGUGGUGCUCAACGGAGCGGCGAGCGCGGUGCCGGCCAGGAGGGCGACCAUGAGCUGGCCAAUGGUGGUGAAGGAGACCUGCAUCUUGGCGAGUUUUGAACGCCUCGGCACCUGCAAUAAGCUUCCACGGCACGACGGCGACACCCAGGAUUGCGCAGAGGAUCUGCCCCCUCUUGAUGGUGAGCCACCUGGGGAAGAGCCCCGUCAUGUCUGCACCAAAGGGGAUGGAGUUGCAGCCGAGGUUGGUAGCAAACACGGCAAACAGGAAACUGAGCGAGACGAAGAAGACGCCGGCGCGUCCGCCGGGGGUCCAGUAGUGAUCCAGAAUGGCGUCCAGCAGGUCCCAGGGGUUCCAGUAGGCCUCUCCCCACUUGCCCUGGAUGGAGGUGGUGGAGGCGAGGCCGAGGAAGAAGACGAGGACCUGGCCGAAGAAGACGCAGAGGCCCUGCAGCAGGCCGGCGUCGCGCGGCUUCUGGACGUAGCGGGCCAGGUCGGGCUGGUUGACCAGCAUGGGCGACAGCGAGCCCAUGAUGACGUUGAUGCCGCUCAUGAGGGCCCAGCCGAGCGGGGUGCUGGAGGCGGCCUCCUGGCCGUCGGCGUUGGCCUUGUUGAUGUCGGCCACGCCGGUGCCGCUGGCCAUGCACCAGCCGAACAGGCCGAGGCAGGCGACGGGCAUGACGACGCCCUUGACGGUGAAGAUGUAGUGGAUCCUGGUCGGGUGCACCCAGGUGAAGGGGAACUUGAGCAGCCAGACCAGGAAGAAGGCGAGGAGCUGCUUGGAGGUGACGUCGGCGUCGGCGGGGAGCCUGUUGGGCCACAGGUGCCACGCGUCGCCGAAUAUGCAGCGGAAGCACACGCUGAGGAGGUUGCCGCCGUAAAAGGUCUGGAUGCCGAACCAGACGAUGCAGACCACGGCGCGGAUGAAGACGAAGAAGUAGGCUCCGUACAUGCCGACGACGGAACGCGCGAGGACGGGACUGAAGGAGAAGCUAGCUUUUGGAGUUGGAACCACACUUACUAUCCAAUGUGGUAUUUUGCACCUGGACGAGCCAUGGCCACCACGACAAUGGACGCCAACAGAGCACCGAGGAUGCACGAGAUAAAGGCCUGCUGCCAGGUCAGGCCGACGACGAUGAGCGAGGCGGCCACGUUCCACCCCGUGAUGCCAAACAUGGUGGAGAACCAGUACAUUGGCAGGUUGAACCAAGUCCAGGUUCUCUGCUCCGGCGGCGUCGGCUCCAGGUCCAUGUUUGACCAGCCCGGGUCGCCGAUGGGGGGCCGUCCAUCUUCGGUGCCGACGGGGGCCUCCAGCCACGAGACAAAUGUUUCCUUGGACUGGAAGGGAGCCUUGACGGCCGUGAGGCUCGGUGUUGUGAUCCGAGCCAUUUGCCGUGUGGAGGAUUUGUUCAUGCAAUAG
Messenger RNA from Pyricularia pennisetigena, 1470 nucleotides. RefSeq lists its product as uncharacterized. The record is from RefSeq and is a predicted model, not a curated record. The transcript is spliced from 3 exons. Lineage: Eukaryota; Fungi; Ascomycota; Sordariomycetes; Magnaporthales; Pyriculariaceae. Bases 1 to 1470 code for a protein of 489 amino acids.